Pleuronectes platessa (European plaice) is the source of this 1473-nucleotide messenger RNA. RefSeq lists its product as uncharacterized. Gene Ontology annotation, cellular component: nuclear envelope; meiotic nuclear membrane microtubule tethering complex. Lineage: Eukaryota; Metazoa; Chordata; Actinopteri; Pleuronectiformes; Pleuronectidae. The transcript is spliced from 13 exons. Bases 1 to 1473 code for a protein of 490 amino acids. Gene Ontology annotation, molecular function: protein-membrane adaptor activity. Gene Ontology annotation, biological process: nuclear envelope organization. The record is from RefSeq and is a predicted model, not a curated record.
AUGAUUCGCGUGCACGUCUUGCUGGUAGGUUACCAGCAAGACGUAGACGGACGGAUACCAAAACUCCAUUACGCCGGUCUUUCAGUCAUGCGUCGUACGAGUGCCCGCCUGAGAGCCGCUGGCUACUACAACAUAAAUGAGGAAUCAGAUGCGCAUUGUCUGUCAAAUAUAUCCUACAAUGAGAAGCCUGUCAAGGUUUUCAGGAAGAGGGACGGGAACUACCCCAAUCUGCCUCACUGGGCAAAGAAUGCUACUCAAGCAAACAGCUACACGACACCCAUUCCUGCUGCCCAGUCUUAUGUCAGUUAUCCUGCAUUGGUACCAUAUGACAACACGCGAUUGCACUCAAGGUACUUGAUGUCUGAGGGUCUGUCCAGAUGGCCGCCCAUUAACAAUUAUAACAGUACUACCAGUACUACCAGGACUUCCAGGACAAUAAGGAAUACACAAACUACCUACACCUACACUAUUACCAACCGUCCCAGAAAAGAUUCAGCUCGAAGUUCUGGAUACAUGAGAGCAAUAAUUAGUGCCUUAUUUUUUCCGAUGACAUUACUCUCAUGGAUAGGGGCCAAGUCUAAAUCAAUGAUGAUGCAUGUGGGACAUUUAGUCAGGAGUCGCAUGAAGAAGACCUGUGGUCUGCUUGUCCUCCUCAUCCUCAUAUCUCUAUGUGUAUGGCUACUCUCUCCUGUGUUGACCCAUUUCGUGGAUUUCAAACUGCCAAAGUUUCUACCUCUUCAAACCAACACCAAUGUUGAUGCUGCUGAGGAGAUCAAGGAGCUGAUAGAUCUAGACAUGCAGGACUUGGCCGGAAUGAUGUCCAGCCUUGGUAACAGGAUCAAAGAAGUGGAGACUAAGAAUGCAGUGGUAAAAGUGCUGCUAGAGACGUCUGCCAGUGACAGACACACACAGGGGGUCAAACCACCUUCAGCUACCAACAACCAGCUAACCCCAGAGAUCCAACAGGCCAUGGAGAAGUGGCUCAGUUACCACAUCAAGGAGCAGGACGUAUUCAUGCUUGAUGACAAAAGAAGUGGACGUUCGAUAGGUGACAACAUGGCUGACUUUGCCCUUGAAGUUCAAGGAGCCAGGGUGAUCACUUCCAGGUGUUCAGAGACAUAUCGUGGUAGUAGGGAGUUUUUGACCCUGUUUGGUUACACGAUGUUGACUGUCGAUGUGAGCCCACGGACCGUUAUUCAGGGUCUGGCACCACUGCUCCCAGGGAGGUGUUGGUCAUUUCCUGGUGCCCAGGGAACUUAUGCCAUUACUCUCUCUCAUCCGGUGAAGAUAACGCACGUGACAGUGGACCACGUCUCGCGCUACAGCUCACCCACUGGCAGCAUCAACUCCGCGCCCAGAGCCUUUGAACUCUAUGGAAUGACAGACAUCUCAGAGAAGAGAACUCUUCUUGGAACAUUCACCUACAAUAAGGGUGGCGAGUCCACGCAGACAUUUCAGCUGCUUGUAAGUUAA